Molecule: messenger RNA, 1688 nt
Organism: Dufourea novaeangliae
Lineage: Eukaryota; Metazoa; Arthropoda; Insecta; Hymenoptera; Halictidae
Gene: Src42A
Product: tyrosine-protein kinase Src42A
Exons: 7
Coding region: 102-1661 (519 amino acids)
Biological process (GO): cell differentiation; innate immune response; cell surface receptor protein tyrosine kinase signaling pathway
Cellular component (GO): extrinsic component of cytoplasmic side of plasma membrane
Molecular function (GO): ATP binding; signaling receptor binding; non-membrane spanning protein tyrosine kinase activity
Source: RefSeq, a predicted model, not a curated record
AGCGUUGCAGUGUCGUCGUCGUAUGAUUUAACAAAAAAUAAAAUACAAUACAUGUAACGAUUUUAUAACUACAUGACGUGUGAAGUGAAUUGUGCGAAAAGAUGCAUUCAAAAACAUUUCGUAGUAAAACCCUUCGACAUUUAUUCCAUAAAUUUUUAAGCAGCCCAACAGAUACUGAAAAAGAAAAGCCUGAUAGAAUAGGCAAUCCUAACAUAGAGGCGGUUGCGUCUCAAGCUAGUCCAGUGCCAACACCACCUCCAGAUCCUAUCAGGCCUACUCCACAAAUUCCAGACACUGAUGUGCCAACUGCUAAAAUAUUUGUUGCACUUUAUGACUAUGAUGCACGUACAGAUGAAGAUUUAAGCUUCAGAAAAGGCGAACAUCUAGAGAUUCUAAACGAUACUCAAGGGGAUUGGUGGCUGGCUAGGAGUAAAAGAACUCGAAAGGAAGGAUAUAUUCCCAGCAAUUAUGUUGCAAAGUUACAGUCUAUUGAAGCAGAACCAUGGUACUUUAGAAAGAUCAAACGAAUUGAAGCAGAGAAAAAGUUGUUAUUACCUGAAAAUGAUCAUGGUGCAUUUUUAAUAAGAGAUUCUGAAAGUCGACAUAAUGACUAUUCUCUUUCAGUACGCGAUGGUGACACAGUUAAACACUAUCGCAUUAGACAAUUGGAUGAAGGUGGUUUCUUCAUUGCUAGGAGAACUACAUUCAGGAGCCUUCAAGAUCUUGUUGAACAUUAUAGUAAAGAUGCUGAUGGGCUCUGCGUAAGUCUCUGCAAACCCUGUGUACAGGUUGAGAAACCUGUUACUGAGGGUCUAAGCCAUCGCACACGGGAUCAAUGGGAGAUUGAUCGUUCGUCUCUCAAAUUUGUGAGGAAACUGGGUCAAGGCCAAUUCGGAGAAGUAUGGGAGGGAUCAUGGAAUAACACAACUGCGGUAGCAAUAAAGACGCUCAAGCCAGGGACCAUGGAUCCUAAAGACUUCUUAGCGGAAGCACAAAUCAUGAAGAAACUUCGUCAUGCAAAAUUGAUUCAACUCUACGCUGUUUGCACUUUGGAAGAACCUAUUUAUAUUAUUACCGAAUUGAUGAGGAAUGGUAGUUUGUUAGAAUAUUUGCAAGGAAAAGGCAAAACUUUAAGUUUGCAACGAUUAAUCGAUAUGGCUGCACAAAUUGCAGCUGGUAUGGCGUAUCUCGAGUCACAGAAUUACAUUCACAGAGAUUUAGCUGCUCGUAACGUUUUAGUAGCCGAACUGAAUGUUGUGAAAAUCGCAGACUUUGGUUUAGCUAGGUUGAUCAAAGAAGACGAGUAUGAAGCUCGAGUAGGAGCUCGGUUUCCUAUUAAGUGGACUGCACCUGAAGCUGCGAACUACAGUAAAUUCAGUAUUAAAUCCGAUGUGUGGUCAUUUGGUAUUCUUCUUACUGAAUUGGUCACUUAUGGCAGAAUACCUUAUCCGGGUAUGACAAAUGCUGAAGUGCUUCAUCAAGUAGAACAUGGAUAUAGAAUGCCAUGUCCACCUGGUUGUCCGAAUGCAUUAUAUGAUAUUAUGUUAGAAUGUUGGAACAAAGAUCCAAUGAAAAGGCCAACAUUCGAAACGCUUCAAUGGAAGCUUGAAGAUUUCUUUACCAUGGAAGGCUCUGAGUACAAGGAAGCGUCUGCAUAUUGAAGCACUAAAUGGAAGCACUAUCUUUUG